This is a messenger RNA of Lodderomyces orthopsilosis Co 90-125, 1677 nucleotides long. It is a transcript of the gene TRM1, whose product is annotated as tRNA (guanine26-N2)-dimethyltransferase. NCBI's taxonomy places the organism in Eukaryota, Fungi, Ascomycota, Pichiomycetes, Serinales, Debaryomycetaceae. Gene Ontology annotation, biological process: tRNA N2-guanine methylation. The record is from RefSeq and is a predicted model, not a curated record. Gene Ontology annotation, cellular component: nucleus. Gene Ontology annotation, molecular function: RNA binding. The transcript has a single exon. Bases 1 to 1677 code for a protein of 558 amino acids.
AUGUAUCGACGAUUACGUUCCCUAAUUAAAAAUAUAGCCAUGUCAACGUCAAAUGCCGAAGAGGCAAAGGUUACUCAACAAACACCACUACAAGCUGCUUCAUCUUCUGCUGAAUCAAACUCAUUCAACUACACCACAGAGGGAAAAGCGACCAUCUUGACCCCUAAAAAAGAUGAAGUGUUUUACAAUCCAAUUCAACAAUUCAACAGAGAUAUCUCUACAUUGUCGAUCAUUGCAUAUGACCAGUUCCGUGCUGAACAGAAUGAACAGAAGAAUAAAAACAAAAACAAGAAACGUAAACUACUCGGAUUAACCAUUUUGGAAGCAUUAUCAGCUUCAGGAUUGAGAUCAUGUCGAUAUGGAUUGGAAAUCCCCAAUGUUUACAAAAUUGUGGCUAAUGAUUUAUCACCGGAUGCAGUUACUUCCAUCAAUAGAAACAUUGAACAUAAUCAACUUACGGGGAAAGUUGUUGCCAACCAGGGUGAUGCAAUCAAAUUUAUGGCGUCAACAACAAACAAAUUCAAUAUAGUUGAUCUUGAUCCAUACGGUACUGCAUCUCCAUUUCUCGAUUCAGCAAUUCAAUGUAUAGAAGAAGAUGGAAUGUUGUUGGUUACAUGUACCGAUGCUGCUGUUCUAGCAGGAAGUGGGUACCCAGAAAAGUGUUUUGCCUUGUAUGGUGGAAACAACUUUGGCAAUUCAUAUAUCAAUAGUGAAACAAAUCAUGAAGUUGGGAUUCGAUUGAUGUUGCAGUCAAUUGCAGCCACUGCGGCUAAAUACAAGAAAUCAAUUGAGCCAAUGUUGAGUUUGAGUAUUGAUUAUUAUUUUCGAGUUUGGGUAAAAGUAAAGACAAGUCCGAUCAAGGUAAAGACCUUAGCAAGUGAGACUAUGCUAACUUAUGGAUGCAAUGGCUGCGGACACAAAGUGGUGCAGCCAUUGGGAAUUCGAAAUGAUAACAAAUACAUCUAUCCCAAGCUAGUGGGACAGGUGAAUAGUCACUGUCAAUAUUGCGGUAGUACGCAUACUGUUGCCGGACCAAUGUAUGCUGGUCCAUUACACAACCAAACUUUUAUCAACAAGAUUCUCCAACUUAACGAGAAAUCUGAUAAAGAAAUAUACAAGACAUCAGAACGUAUAAAAGGGAUGUUGACCCUAGCACAAUCGGAAUUGAAUACAGUGCCAUUCUUUUACAACUUAAACCACUUGAAUUCAAUUUUUAAAUCACCGCCAAUAUCAAUUGGCGAAUAUAGUAAAGCAGUGGGGAACUUGGGUUACAAAUUGAGUUUAACUCAUGCCAAGAAGAAUUGUAUCAAGAGUGACAUACCGUGGGAAAAGAAUCUUGAGAUUAUUCGUCAAUGGACAAUAAAACAAAAUAAGGCAUACAUUGAAGAAAUGAAAUCGAAAUUGGAAACACAAGGUUCAUUGAAUGAAAAGAUUACUGAAAAAUUGGCCAAAUUGGGUCAAGACAUCACUUAUAGUCCUAACUUGAAUGAGAAAUCUGUGGGUGCGCAAAUACUCAAUUAUUUCAAAAGAAAAGAAACUGGAACAGAUGGCAAUGCUAUUGAUUUUGAUACGUCUAAUGAUGAAAGCGACAAGAUUCUGAAAUUGCGCAAGGUGAAAAUGGUUAGGUUUCAAGAAAAUCCAACAAAGAAUUGGGGUCCAAUGGCAAGACCAAAGUAA